AUGCCCGAGCCUCCACCAGAUGCCAACGCUCGCUACCGUAUCAAAGGAGGGGGGGUGCAAAUAGAGAAUGAAGCCACGUUCGCUGAGAUGAUGGAAUUCUGUCUCAAAAUCCCCGUGUUCGCAAAGCUGAGGGAACGCACCCAGCACACGCGUGUGCGGCGGUUCAUGGACCGCUACAACCCCAAGACCGUGAAGACGGCGCCGGCUGGUGCGGCUCUCCGAGAAAGCGCACAGGCUACGGUUGCUGAGCGCACUGCGGUAGACAGUGAAGCCAAGACCAGCGAACCAGGCGAAGAAUCAACUUCAGAGCCCGCCGACCAAUCAGGACCCGCCGACCAAGGACCCGCCGAAGGACCCGCCGACCAAUCAGCUCACGAAUCCCGUGGCGAUUCAGUUGAAGAGUCCGGUUCCGAAUCAGAUGAGGUCUCGGUCAGUUCCCAGUCAAGUGCCAUGGGGGCAGGACCAACAGGAACAUCGGCGCCUCAAGCGACUGGAUCAGGCGCUGCUGGAUACGCAUUCAGGCGCCGUCAGGACCCUCGCGUACCAGUCUCCGUUCCUGUGGAAGUGGGUGGUGACAUGAGGCCCGUCACCAUUUCCGUGCCUUUGUUUGCGGAAGACUUAACAAGCAUCAGGGCAGGGAAUAUGGUGACGGGCGCCGUUGUAGACUACUGUGUCUCCCGUUUCGCCAAGAGAACCGAAGGACUCGUGUUACCGGUUCUAGCUGCCCUUUUCUCAGAGAUCGUGUUUGCCUACGAGCGCCGGACAGAGAGGGUGCGUGGCGUGACGGAAAUCACGGGUGAUAUGACUUGGGAAACCUUCCGUUUACUUGUUGUCGAGCGUUCUCCAACAGGUGAAAUGGUUUUCUACCACGUGAACUCUGUCGCCGGUGUGCACGAGCCGGGCUACCUGUUUGCGGAGCUCAAGUGGUUUUUCCAGGCACGACACUCUGGUGCGGCGGGGACGUUCAAGAACAGCUCAAUUGCGUAUUGCUACAUCGAGAACCACCAGCCGCGAACGCUCAUGGACGUGAUGCGACUGCUAACGAUUGGCCCGUUCAACAGUUCAAGCGCAGAGAAGGCGAGGGAGUCACUGCUGAGCCAAGUAACCGGAAAUGCUUAG
Messenger RNA from Phytophthora sojae, 1119 nucleotides. RefSeq lists its product as hypothetical. Lineage: Eukaryota; Oomycota; Peronosporomycetes; Peronosporales; Peronosporaceae. Bases 1 to 1119 code for a protein of 372 amino acids. The record is from RefSeq and is a predicted model, not a curated record. The transcript has 5 exons.